AUCUUCCUUAGGCUCCUUCCUCCCAUCACUAUUGCCCAUCGUCUUCUGCUCGUAUACGAGCAGAGACACGACAAUUCGCCAUGACUACCAGACAGGCCCUCACGGCCAUGCUACCCUCCCUCCAGGACAAGUUCAAGUCCACAGACCUCGACCUUCGUGUCAUUGGCCUCACAGAUCUUAAUAAGGAGCUGGAACGGAUUAUUGCGCUCAACAACGCUAGCUCCCGACAGAGCGGCAAAGGCCCCGAACCUUACGCUGCUGAGGCGGCCGAGAAGACGCUCACCGAGAGUGUCCUCGCCCUGCUGUAUGACGAGAUUUCAGAGGUCAAGAACGCGGCGGUGCGCUCCCUCGCCAACAUGGCCUCCCGCGCGCGUCCCACGUACCUGCGCCAGAUCAUAACCACCUUGACCGACGGCAUCGACCAGACAGGUGCACGGGAAGUUAACGAGGAGAACCGAGACAUCUCCUGCAUGGCUCUCAAAUCCGUGGUGGCGAGCAUGUCGACUGACGGCGAGGCAACGGUCCUCUGUUUGAGCACGGUUCUCACGACGAUCCGCAAUAACGUCACGCAUGCCAAUGCCAACCCCCAACUCGCGUCGGAAUUGCUCCAGAUUCUCACGGACGUGUACCAGCGGUUUCCGCUGGCGAUCGCUCAGUCCAAGGAGCUGCAGGCACUCUCGGUCGAAUUGCUGAAGGAGGUGUUCACAUAUCCCAAACUGUCGGUGCGGAAGCGCGCUGUUCCGCCUCUCGCUGCGUUCAUCUCUGUAUGCCCCGGCCAGUUUGACGCGUUCAAGGACGACAUGAGCAAGGGUUUCACAAAGGGGGGCGCCUCCGCCAAGGCUUGGGUUGCGGCUGUGUCGGGAUUGGCGAAGACACCCUCAUCUCCGGAGGUUGGCGCACUUGUCGCCAACAACGGCCUCGCCGAUAUCAUCAUGGAGCAGACGGAUAAUUUGGAGGACACCGAGGCGGUGGAGGGUGCUCUCACCGCCUUGGAAGUUCUUCUUUCACGUUGCCCCAAGGAAAUGUCGGGCUCGGUUUCCCCGAUCCUCAACCGCUGCAUGGAGCUGGUCAAGUACGAUCCUAACUACGUUGAUUUUGACGACGACGAAGACGUCGAUAUGGACGACGACGCAUUUGACGACGAUGAGGACGAGUUUGACCAGGGAGAAUAUACCGACGACGAGGACGACUCGUGGAAGGUCCGCCGUGGUGCCGCCAAGGUCCUCGAAGCUCUAAUCAACACGCGCUCAGACCUCCUUGCCGAGUUCUAUCGGAUCGUGGCCUUACCUCUCAUUGCUCGCUUCAAUGAACGUGAGGAGAGUGUGCGUCUGGAGGUCCUGGAGGCGUUUGAGGCACUUCUCCGCCAAACCGUCAAUACUCGUCCCAAUGACCGUUACGGCAGUGCCCCAAACAAGCGCAAGCGUCCCAGCAACGACGGGAUGGAUCAGGAUGGCGAGAACUCACCCGUUGUUGCUCUACAGGAAAUCCGUCCUCAGCUUGUCAAGGCUACUCUCAAGCAGGCCAGCGCAAAGACUGUAAACGCUCGCCAGCAGAGUUUCAUUCUCCUUCGUGGGCUUGUCGAGGCACUGGAAGGCGGGUUGGACAAUGAGGCAGACGCCAUUUGCAACAGCUCCGCAGCCGCCCUGCGCUCCUCGGACAGUACAACUUCCUCCUUCACCAUCGCCGUCCUCACCUUCCUCACUUCCUUCUUCAAUCACCACGUUGGCCGGAGCUAUGCCUCUCAUCUUGACGAGCUCACCAAGCUAGUGGUCCGUUGCAUGCGGGAUAAACAGCAGCGCGUCAAUUUCGAGGCCUUUGCCGCCGCUUCGGCCCUCGCCGGCAGCAUCCGCCCUCUUCACCGCGGUGCCGCAUCUCCGCUCCGCCAAGGCUUUGACGGCCCGGUCAAGGAAAUUUUCAGGGCGACGACCAGCGUGCUCGGGGACAACUCAGUUGACGGCGACGUGCGCGAGAGGGCUUUAAUUACCCUGGGUGACCUUCUGCUACAUGAAGGUGAUGCCCUGUCGGACCGCCUCGGCGAGGCCCUUCCACUCAUCUCGGCUCGUCUCGACAGCGAGAACACUGCUGCGACCGCCGUCGAAGUGGCUGGCCAGGUCGCCGCCUGCCCCCUCUGCUCAGGCCCCGCAUUCAAUCAGUGGCUCUUGGACAUCCUCAGUAGAGUCAUUCUCUACAUCCGUCGUAACAAGAAUUCAGUGUCGAAGGUCAACGAGUUUACCACGAUCCAGAGCAUUCUCCUGCGCCUCGGCGGCAGCCUUCCUGAGGGGGUUGCUUCAGACGUUAUUGUCGAGCUCACUCCAUUCCUCGACCAGGCAUCCGCUCUGGAGAUUAUCGCCAACGUCCUCGCCAGCCAACCCGCCACCCGUGCAACUGUUGAGAAGCACGUCCUCCCGCAUAUUAUGGUCGCCAUCAAAACCGCCAACACCGCCGCAACCAUUGAUGCUCUUGUCCAGUUCUUUGGGGCCUAUGUGGACGGUGAUGUGGACUGCUCGCUUCGCUUAGUGCCCCAGCUCGUCCUCAAUGUUGCCCAGGACAAAACCCUGGCUGGGGCUUCGCUGGGGACCACUGCUGCGUUCUCGACCACUGCCAAGUGCAUCGGCACGGUGGUGUAUCACAGCGAGCGCAACCUCGCGGGUAUCCUUGUGACGUUUGAGAACUCCUUGAAGUCCUCGCGUGCACUCCCGACAGAUGUCUACCUAGCGCUGCUGAGUAUUGGAGAGAUUGGCCGCCUCAACGACCUCACCGUGAACGCCGAGCUGCUGCAGCGCAUCAUUCGCUUCUUCAGGCAUGACAACGAGGAUAUCCGGAGUGCUGCUGCCUUUGCGGCAGGUAACAUGGCCGUUGGCGCCCCUGACACCUACCUCCCUGUACUCGUGCGCGAUAUUGAGGUGGUCCAGGACCAGGCAAUUCGCCUCCUGCUUCUCUACUCGCUCAAGGAGGUCAUCAUGCACUCCUCCACCGGCCAGCUGGAGAAGUUGGCUGAUUACUUCUGGAAUCCUCUGUUUGGCCAAGAGACGGCGCAGGACUACGACGGUAUCAGAAACAUCAAGGCGGCGUGCAUUGGAAAACUUACGAUUGCGGACUCGGCUCGCUUCGUCCCUCAGCUUCAGAACAUGCUUAGCGGCGACGCUCAGCAGCGAGCGCUGCUUGCGGCGUCACUGCGCUACACUUUCAUCGACACGUCAGCAGCGUACACUGAGAUGAUCGCUCCUCUCGUUGGCGACUUCUUGUCGUUGAUGAAUGACGCGGAACCCGUAGUCCGUCGUUUGGCUGUCGCUGCGCUCAACGCCGCUGCUCAAAACAAGCCAAGCCUCAUCUCGGACAAGCUCAGCACGCUUCAGCCCUUCCUGUACAAGGAAACGGAGAUCAAAGAGGAGCUGCAGCGUUAUGUCCAGAUGGGUCCUUGGAAGGUGCUGGAGGACGAUGGACUAGAGAACCGCAAGACGGCGUACGAAACAAUGUACACCCUCCUCGCGACUUGUUUCGCGAAAAUUGACCUGCCUUCUUUCACCGACCGGGUGCUGGCGGCGCUCCGCGAUGUGAACGAGAUCAAGGUACUAGGCCUUAUGCUGUUGCUCCGUUUGGCGGAGUUGGCGCCGGCCAUCGUCAAGCCGCACCUCGACGGCGUUGUUGAAGCACUGCGCGCGAUCAUGAAGGAUCUUGAGGUCAAGGAGGACACCAUCAAGCAGGACCUUCAGCGCAAGGAGGAGAUCCAGCGCUCGACAAUGCGCACCAUUACCCCGCUUUUCCACAUGACCUCGGCUGCGCAGGCGCCGGCUUUCCAUGCCUACGUCGCAUCGCUUCUCAAGAGCGACCAGUGGAAGGAGUUCCGAGAGUACCAGGGCUAA
Cutaneotrichosporon oleaginosum is the source of this 3863-nucleotide messenger RNA. RefSeq lists its product as uncharacterized. Gene Ontology annotation, biological process: protein ubiquitination; SCF complex assembly. Gene Ontology annotation, cellular component: nucleus. Lineage: Eukaryota; Fungi; Basidiomycota; Tremellomycetes; Trichosporonales; Trichosporonaceae. The record is from RefSeq and is a predicted model, not a curated record.